This is a messenger RNA of Trichechus manatus latirostris (Florida manatee), 2034 nucleotides long. It is a transcript of the gene NOP56, whose product is annotated as NOP56 ribonucleoprotein. Gene Ontology annotation, molecular function: snoRNA binding. The transcript is spliced from 11 exons. Gene Ontology annotation, cellular component: small-subunit processome; box C/D methylation guide snoRNP complex. Lineage: Eukaryota; Metazoa; Chordata; Mammalia; Sirenia; Trichechidae. The record is from RefSeq and is a predicted model, not a curated record. The coding region runs from base 139 to 1971 and encodes 610 amino acids.
AACGAGCGAGCGCCAUGGUGAGGAGUGGUUGCGGGUUGCGGGCGAGGCGAAGGCCGUGGCCUGGGUCCGUGCCUGGGCCUAGGCUUAGCCGAGGCCUGCUUUGGGGUCGGGGGCCGGGCGGACGCUGGGUCCGCGCUGAUGCUCGCGCCCCGGCUCCCGUUCCAGGUACUGCUGCACGUGCUGUUCGAGCACGCGGUCGGCUACGCGCUGUUGGCGCUGAAGGAGGUGGAGGAGAUCAGUCUGCUGUUGCCGCAGGUGGAGGAGUGUGUGCUCAGUCUGGGCAAGUUCCACAACAUCGUUCGUCUAGUGGCCUUUUGUCCCUUCGCCUCGUCCCAGGUUGCCUUGGAAAAUGCCAACGCUGUGUCUGAAGGCAUUGUUCAUGAGGAUCUUCGCCUGUUCUUGGAGACACACCUGCCAUCCAAAAAGAAGAAAGUACUCUUGGGAGUUGGGGAUCCCAAGAUUGGUGCUGCUAUACAGGAGGAGUUAGGAUACAACUGCCAGACUGGAGGUGUGAUAGCUGAGAUCCUACGAGGAAUUCGCCUGCACUUCCAUAAUCUGGUGAAGGGUCUGACUGAUCUGUCUGCUUGUAAAGCCCAACUGGGGCUGGGACACAGCUACUCUCGUGCCAAAGUUAAAUUUAAUGUGAACCGGGUGGACAAUAUGAUCAUCCAGUCCAUUAGCCUUCUGGACCAACUGGACAAAGACAUCAAUACUUUCUCUAUGCGGGUCAGGGAGUGGUAUGGCUAUCACUUUCCGGAGCUGGUGAAGAUUGUCAAUGACAAUGCCACAUACUGCCGCCUUGCCCAGUUCAUUGGAAACCGCAAAGAGCUGAAUGAAGACAAGUUAGAGAAGCUGGAGGAGCUGACGAUGGACGGAGCCAAGGCCAAGGCCAUUCUAGAUGCCUCGCGGUCCUCCAUGGGCAUGGACAUAUCUGCCAUCGACUUGAUAAACAUUGAGAGCUUCUCCAGCCGUGUGGUGUCUCUGUCAGAAUACCGCCAGAGCUUACACACUUACCUGCGCUCCAAGAUGAGCCAAGUAGCUCCCAGCCUGUCGGCCCUGAUCGGGGAAGCGGUAGGUGCACGUCUCAUUGCACAUGCUGGCAGCCUCACCAACCUGGCCAAGUAUCCAGCAUCCACAGUGCAGAUCCUUGGGGCUGAAAAGGCCCUGUUCAGAGCCCUAAAAACAAGGGGGAACACUCCCAAAUAUGGACUCAUUUUUCACUCCACCUUCAUUGGCCGAGCAGCUGCCAAGAACAAAGGCCGCAUCUCCAGAUACUUGGCAAACAAAUGCAGUAUUGCCUCACGAAUUGAUUGUUUCUCCGAGGUGCCCACGAGUGUAUUUGGGGAAAAACUUCGAGAGCAAGUCGAGGAGCGGCUGUCCUUCUAUGAGACUGGAGAGAUUCCACGAAAGAAUCUGGAUGUCAUGAAGGAGGCAAUGGUUCAGGCAGAGGAAGCGGCUGUUGAGAUUGCUAGGAAGCUGGAGAAACAGGAGAAGAAACGUUUGAAGAAGGAAAAGAAGCGACUGGCUGCGAUUGCACUCACGGCUUUGGAAAACAGCAGCAGUACUCCUGAGGAGUGUGAGGUCAGUGGGCAGGAGAUGGGUGAAAGACCCAAAAAGAAGAAAAAGCAAAAGCCCCAGGAGGUGCCACAGGAAAAUGGAAUGGAAGACUCAUCUAGCUCUGUUCUCCCUAAACCCAAGAAAAAGAAAUCCUUUUCCAAGGAGGAGUUGGUUAGUAGUGAUCUCGAAGAGACGGCUGUCAGCACAAGUUUCUCCAAGAGGAAGAAAUCUUUCCCCAAAGAGGAACCAGCUAGUGAUCCUGAAGAGGCAGGUAACAGCAGGAGUGUCCCGAAGAAAAAGAAGAAACUUUCUUCAAAGGAGGAGCCAGUCAGCAGUGGACCUGAAGAAGCUGCUAGCAGCAAAAGCAGUAGCUCCAAGAAAAAGAAAAAAUUCAAAAAAACACCCCAAGAUUAGAAUGGACAGUGGACAUUCCCUGGGGGGUAUACCCAAGGUGACUUCCCAAAUAAAAACAAAAAU